Molecule: messenger RNA, 1477 nt
Organism: Acanthaster planci (crown-of-thorns starfish)
Lineage: Eukaryota; Metazoa; Echinodermata; Asteroidea; Valvatida; Acanthasteridae
Gene: auh
Product: AU RNA binding methylglutaconyl-CoA hydratase
Biological process (GO): fatty acid beta-oxidation
Cellular component (GO): mitochondrion
Molecular function (GO): catalytic activity
Source: RefSeq, a predicted model, not a curated record
GGAAAUGUGAAACAACAUGGCGCUCUUCUCAAGGCACGUUGCUAAAACUCUUGCUAAUCUUAACAGGAAAGGCCAUGCAGUGAGUGACGUAGCAGCGUUCUGCAGAUGUUUUGGCAGCAGUUCUGGUGCGGAUGAUCUUCGUGUUCGUUAUUUAGAAGGUGACUACUCAGGAGUGGUGGUUCUUGCAUUAAAUCGGCCAGAGGCAAAGAAUUCCUUCAGUCGAAAUAUUGUACAGUUGCUUAAAGAUGCAGUAUCAUCAAUCACUUAUGACAGGAAUGCCCGAGUGGUCAUACUCAAAAGUGAUGUACCUGGAGUAUUUUCAGCAGGGGCUGACUUGAAGGAGCGUGCCAAGAUGAAGCCCAGCGAAGUCGGGCCGUUUGUCAGCAAUGCACGCAAGCUGAUCACGGACAUCGGAGAGAUGCCCAUGCCUGUCAUCGCAGCCCUGGAUGGGGUGGCACUAGGCGGAGGCCUGGAGCUCGCCUUGUCAUGUGAUAUGAGGUUAGCAGCAAACACAGCCAAGAUGGGUCUUGUAGAGACACGCCUUGCCAUCAUUCCUGGAGGAGGUGGAACCCAGCGUCUUCCUCGUCUCGUCAACCCGGCCAUUGCCAAGGAGCUGAUCUUCACGGCUCGCGUGUUUGACGGGGCAGAGGCAGAGCGACUGGGCGUGGUCAAUCGGGCGGUGGAGCAGAACGAGCAGGGAGACGCCGCCUAUAUGGCGGCAUUGGAUUUGGCCAAGGAGAUCACACCACAAGGCCCCAUAGCUAUCAAAAUGGCUAAAGCUGCAAUUAACAGGGGUUUGGAGGUGGAUUUGACAUCAGGAAUGGAGUUUGAGAGGACUUACUAUGCCCAGGUUAUUCCAACCAAAGACAGAAUCGAAGGCUUGACAGCAUUCAAGGAAAAGCGGACUCCCAACUACACAGGCGAAUAAAAUGCGACAAACCUGGGAAAAGCUGAUACUCUGCCAUGUGAUAUGAUCAUAUUUUUCCACAACACAACAUUUUGGGCAACAUUUCUUUAGAAAGAUUCCCUCUGGCAUUUUCAGGAGUGUUCAGAAGUUUACUCUCCAGGACUAGAUUGAAGAAAUAUGGAAACCUGAUACGAUUUUAUUUCACGAAGGCAAUAAACCACUUCUUGCUGAAAACUCUUGUUCUUUGCUGCUCUUGUUGGCUCUUUGUGUUUAGCAAAGAGAUUCAUAAGACUUGAUGAUAACAAAAAAAGGGUUCAUAAUCCAUGCAGAACUGUCAUUUCCCUGUUCAAAUCCUGUUUGUGCUUUACAUCAAUCAUUAUAGGCGGUCAGAUUAAUGUAUGCAUCCUUAGAGACCAGAGAAGUUAUGUACUUUUUUCUGUGAGUGCAUGUAUAACAGGGAUCUUAUUUAAAUUAUGAAAAGUUUUUGCAUCGUCACAAGAUAGAGUCAUUCUUCUUGUAAUAAAACAUGAGAAUAAUAAAAGGACAGAAUCAGUCCAGAAGUUAUUGUAA